AUGCUCGAAAUCUCCUUCGUGUUCACGCUUUUGCCUUCACAGUACUACCAACGAAAAGUUGUCGAGCGUCACUUGCUCAGAGAGCGCGAUGCACGCAGUAGCAUCGGUCCCUCCAAGUGGAAGCAAUCGGACUUGACGGAUGAGCAAGAAGCCACUGUCGAUAAUGCUUUCUCCAAACGAGGUGUUGUGUCAACCAUCACCGGGGCCGAAGUCAACCACUCGGAUCUCGCCAAGCUCCGUCCGCGGCAGUGGCUCAACGACGAAUCCAUUAAUUUCCAUGGGCUGCUAGUUCUGAACAGAUCCAAGCAGGCAUUCGAGGAACGUGAGAAGGCCCUCAAAGCUGGUAAGAAACCAGACGUACAGUGGCGAGCAUUUUGGGAUAUACACUUUUUCAAUUCGUUCUUCUAUGCCAAGCUGGAGAAGGCCGGCUACAGCGCUGUCAAGCGGUGGACUCGCAAAGUUCACCUCUUCAGUAAAGACAUUGUGUUGUUCCCAGUCAAUUUGGGCAACGCGCACUGGGUGACCGGUGCCAUCAACUUUCGACUGAAGCGGAUCGAGUAUUACGACUCGAUGCACACAUCGAACAGAUCAUUCUUUCUCGUCAUGCGCGAGUAUCUCGAGGAGGAGUCUUUGGAUAAGAGAAAGACGGAGAUGGACUGGACCGGGUGGCAAGAUUACACACCUACCGAUUUUCCUUACCAGUCGAAUGGCUAUGACUGCGGCGUCUUUACCAUCUCCACUAUCGAGCAACUCACGAGAGAUGGCGCAGCGGAGGACGACGAGGACUAUGCCUGGAAUUUUACCGAGCGAAACAUGCCGUAUCUACGCAGGCGCACGGUGUAUGAAAUCGUCAAGAAGCAGUUGCUUGAAUAG
This is a messenger RNA of Tilletiaria anomala UBC 951, 873 nucleotides long. Its product is annotated as cysteine proteinase. NCBI's taxonomy places the organism in Eukaryota, Fungi, Basidiomycota, Exobasidiomycetes, Georgefischeriales, Tilletiariaceae. The coding region runs from base 1 to 873 and encodes 290 amino acids. The record is from RefSeq and is a predicted model, not a curated record. Gene Ontology annotation, biological process: protein desumoylation. Gene Ontology annotation, molecular function: deSUMOylase activity. Gene Ontology annotation, cellular component: nucleus. The transcript is spliced from 4 exons.